Messenger RNA from Dunckerocampus dactyliophorus (ringed pipefish), 3715 nucleotides. RefSeq names its product spermatogenesis associated serine rich 2 (gene spats2). Bases 347 to 1804 code for a protein of 485 amino acids. Gene Ontology annotation, cellular component: cytoplasm. The record is from RefSeq and is a predicted model, not a curated record. The transcript has 13 exons. Gene Ontology annotation, molecular function: protein binding. NCBI's taxonomy places the organism in Eukaryota, Metazoa, Chordata, Actinopteri, Syngnathiformes, Syngnathidae.
CCUCGGAGAAGCCUUUGGAAGAAAAUACGGCAGACUGCUGUCUCAGAAGACGGUUGGCAUUGGAAGCAUCGGUACCACGGCUCAACAUUAAAUCCUUCUGUUUCGACACGACAAAUUUGUGUGAAGCACCAGGAAGAGAAGUCUGCUUUUUGCCAGAUGCUGAACCUCGUCUUUCCAACCCCCAGGCACAACAAAAACUCUUGAGGACAAACCCUCUCGCCAACUUUGGCUCCUUUACUUGAACUGCAGCUCUUGAACUUCUGAAAAGCUGUCACAGUCUUGGAAGUCAGCAACUAAUUUCUAAUUGUUUUGCGGCUACACCUGUGUGAAUUCGCAGCGGACCAACAUGGCAAAGAAGAACCAAAAGGAUGCAUCAGGAGUCGUGUUUGACACUCGCUCAAAGAUGGUCAUGUCCCAAGGAGGGCCACCUGAGAAGAUGAAGGAGAAGAUCAGUGCUGUCAGAGCAGUUGUCCCCAACAAAAGCAACAAUGAGAUUGUUCUGGUAUUGCAGCAUUUUGAGAACUGCGUCGACAAGGCCGUUCAAGCAUUCUUAGAAGGUAGUGCAGUGGAAAUCCUUAAGGAGUGGAGUGUUACUGGCAAAAAGAAGCCAAAUAAGAAAAAAAAGCCCAAGCCCCAGCAGGAGACCUCUGCCGAACCUGCCCCGUCUGAGGCCACACCACUUGAGUGUAAGGACAAAACCAACGGCUUCCAUGCCAAUGGAUCAGCGAUGGAUGGAGAGUCACUUGACUCCCUGAGUGAACAAUUGGACUCUGCGUCCUUGGAUGCGUCAGAGCUGGACUCUGAACCAACCACUUCUGAAAUCACCGGUAAAUGGCCAGACGCAGACAGUCCCCCUUCUCAGCCUGGACAAAGUACUCACCAGGGACACAGGGGCAACAAAGCACGGCACCGCCAAGAUUCACAUCGCCAAAACUCCUCAUUUGCACUCCCUGAUGAACAAAGUCAGCAAAGGUCGUCUGGUGGCAAGAAGACUGCUCCAAACAUUGACCGCUCCGUGAAAGACCUGCAGCGAUGCACCGCCUCACUGACUCGCUACAGGAUGGUGGUGAAGGAGGAGAUGGAGUCCUCCCUCAAGACGAUGAAGCAAACAUUUGCAGAGCUUCAGGGCAGCUUAAUGGACAGAGAAGUGGCACUACUGUCUGAAAUGGACAAAGUGAAAGCAGAGGCCAUGGUCGUUUUGAACACUCGACAGAAAAGAGCCGAGGAGCUCAGGAGACUGACGGACCAGUCGGCAUCCAUGUCUGAGGAGCAGCUGACUGAACUGCGAGCAGACAUCAAGCACUUUGUGAGUGAGCGUAAAUAUGACGAGGACCUUGGCAAAGCUGUCAGAUUUACAUUUGAUUUGGAGCCGCUGAAGACCAGCAUCUCACGAUUUGGAUCAGUAUACCAUCCUCGCACAGGUUACUCCGAUCGAUCCCGUUGCAGCUCCACAUCCUCCUCGGUGGCCAGCCCAAGUACUGUGGAAACCCCUCCCACUCAGAACCAAAAUUUCCCCAGCGAAUUCCGCCCCCCACCGGCCAAGCAGAUUUUCCAAGGGAACCGGCGUACGUUCCAGGGCCAAGGCUAUCACUCAGGUGGUCAGCGCUACAACGGCGGCUCCAACCACGAUCGAAGCGCCGGGCGCAUCAACCACCGCUACCAAAGCGACGGCGGCACCUCUGGUCCUGCCCCGCAGCACUCCAACAGCUCUCGGGGCCCCUCACACUCGUCGUCGUCGUCAAACCAAAACCGAGAUUCUCAGAACGGGCUGCCACAAAGGCUUCCCCGGACGCCCUGUCCUUGACAUUGGAAUUCUUGCGCUCUCUCGAAGCCCCUUUACUAAUAACCUUGCACUCCCCUCCCCCGAGCCGUCGCCCACUGUCCCGUCCAGCUCACUCUCUUGUCUCGAUGAAGAAUAGAAUACAAGUUGAAAUUUUCAUGUCCUCCAUUCAUCCUUCAGACUUGAACAGCAUCUUGGGUAGGGAGUACCAGCUUCUGUCUUGAUUUAGGCCCGCGUGACGUUUCUCCUUUUACCCGCACUGCUUCAAGACCCGCAGUGGAACUCUUAGUACUGCUUCCACGUUUGCUGUGUUUUGCCCUUGCGUCGACCCUUUUGAUGCCUUCACCCAGGAAGGAAAGUGGUGUUGUGCAGCAUUGAACAUUUGUUGACAUUAGGACAGAAGUUGCGGACUAUUUGAAGGAAACAUAUCAAGCUAAUGCUUAGAAGGAUGCGCUACGUGUUAGCUGAUCUCUUGACGUUAGAGGUUUGUGAGCGAGUAUAAAGCUGCGGCGCCUUCACACCAAGCAGUACUCGUUUAUUGCUGUGCUGAUGCUAAGCUACGCUAGUUAGCCAGACAUACCAUUGCUAUUCUAGAGGACACCCCACCCACAAACGUUUUGUACACGAGGGCUGUUAUUGUAGAAUAAUGUUCAAACGUAUGUGAAGUUUCACAUCAAGUGUCCACGUGCUGUUCGGCUGCAGACAUUCACUAAGGCUAAUUUUCUUCCAUGUUUGCUGGCACAUUGAUGACACGUUUGCCUUUUCGUCAGACAGUCUUUGUGCGUUUGCCUUUUGUAGAAAAUGUGACGUCUUUCUAAAGGAAUCAUUUGGAGAGAGAAUGGUCACGUAAGACUUGGGUGUUUGUUCUGUUCUGUUUGGGAUAUGCUCCCCCAUCGGGAUGCUGGAGGUGAGCAACCUGCAGGCUGCUUGACUUCACUGAGCUUGGCACUUCCUUCAUGUUGUUGUGGCAAAGCGUGAACAAAACCCAGUCAAAAUUCCUCAUUGUGGAAGCUUCGGUGUGGCCUGUAUCAAGCUGCGUUCUCAAAGAUGUGAGGGCAGUGUACAAUUUCAAAAGAUUUCUUCACCCUUUUUUUUCUUUAUUCGUAUAAAAGGGAAAUUUUUCAGUUUGGAAAUGGAAAUUAUAAUUACCGGUAUGUUGGUGAAUGUUGUGGGCAAGAGCACCAAUUUGUUUCGUUCUUGUUUUUGUUAGUUAAUCACAAAGUUGACAAUAUUUCUUGCAGGUCUUUUUGUUUUCUCUCUCGUUUUUUGUAGUACAAAUGACAUGAGGAAUAUUGCUGGACGUGAGCUUUCAAGGUGCUAAUAACUCGCGAGUCAACAUGCAUCUUAGCGUCCGAACUGUUGUUCUCUUCUUUUUCAAGUCUCACUUUUCAGUUAACCUUUUUAUUGUGGGAAAAACUAUUAUGUAUCAUUUACUUUCCAAAAUGCCAAACUAUUAUUUGUGACUGACAUAGGAUAGAUUAAAAAUGAUCUUUAUUUGCUGCUGGGCUACAGGAUGAUAGUUGAUGAAAACAACUUUUAAUCCAGCAUCUAUUUGAUUUGGUUUGUUUUACAUUCCAAAUUGGAGGAAUUUGUCUUUUCAUCCUGUUGUUGCCUUUCCCUUUUUCUGCAUCUUUUAUUAACAACAAAAAUAUCCCAAAAAAUUGUUUUCUACUUUAAUCUCCUUCCUGUAUAUACAUGUAUGUAGCGGUAUCAUUUGUAUGCGAUAUUAAUGGUAGGCGUAAUGGACAUUUACAGUAGUUGUGUCCUUGUCACUUCAGAGCUGUAAAACUCAAGUGCCUUUUCUUCUGUCUCCCACUCAUCCAUCGCCCAAGACUGGACCAAAGACGUCGACCAGGCCCAACACUCUCUGCGCUCUUUCUCCCAACUCACUGAAUGGCACACUUUUCAUUUAUUACGAAUAAACUGUUUGCAAUA